GCGGGCGGGGAAGGAGCGCGGUCGUCUUAGUCCCGCGCGGCCGUCUUAGUCCCGCGCGGUGCGGCGCGGCCCGGUCCUCGCUUCUCUCCUCGCUUCUCGUCCGGCCUUCGCUUCUCGUCCGGCACCAUGUCGCGGCGGCGGCACAGCGACGAUAGCGAUGACAGCGAUGGGCAGCCUCACAAGCGGCGGAGGACGUCGGAGCCGUCGGAGAUCGAGGAGAGGCUCGAGUCGCUCAUCUGCAGAGUAGGGGAGAAGAGCAAUUCAUCCCUGGAGAGCAACUUGGAGGGCCUAGCUGGUGUAUUGGAAGCUGAUCUACCAAAUUACAAAAGCAAGAUACUAAGAAUUCUGUGUACUGUUGCACGUCUGUUACCAGAAAAGCUUACUGUUUACACAACACUAGUUGGGUUGCUGAAUGCCAGGAACUACAACUUUGGUGGGGAAUUUGUAGAAGCCAUGAUUCGUCAGCUUAAAGAAUGUCUGAAAGUCAAUAUGUACAAUGAAGCUGUGCAUUUAGUUCGUUUUCUGUCUGAUCUUGUGAAUUGUCAUGUCAUAGCUGCACCUUCGAUGGUAGCCAUGUUUGAGAACUUUGUGAGUGUGACACAGGAAGAAGAUGUACCACAAGUACGGUGUGACUGGUACAUAUUUGCAUUUCUGUCAUCUUUGCCUUGGGUUGGAAAGGAAUUGUAUGAGAAAAAGGAUGCUGAGAUGGAUCGUCUCUUAUCUCAGACAGAAAGCUAUCUGAAACGCCGCCAGAAGAUACAUGUACCAAUGUUACAAGUUUGGACUGCUGAUAAACCACAUCCACAGGAAGAAUAUUUAGACUGCCUCUGGUCUCAGAUUCAGAAGUUGAAAAAAGACCGUUGGCAAGAACGACACAUUCUGAGGCCCUACCUGGCUUUUGAUAGCAUUCUUUGUGAAGCACUGCAACAUAAUCUGCCGCCAUUCACUCCUCCACCUCACACUGAAGACUCAGUAUAUCCUAUGCCAAGGGUUAUUUUUAGGAUGUUUGACUACACUGAUGACCCUGAGGGCCCUGUCAUGCCUGGCAGCCAUUCUGUUGAACGAUUUGUAAUAGAAGAGAACCUUCACUGCAUCAUCAAAUCCCACUGGAAAGAGAGAAAGACUUGUGCUGCCCAGCUCUUGAGCUAUCCAGGAAAUAACAAGAUACCCUUGAACUAUCACAUAGUAGAGGUAAUUUUUGCAGAGUUGUUUCAGCUUCCUUCUCCGCCACACAUCGAGGUCAUGUACACAACACUGCUGAUUGAACUGUGCAAACUUCAGCCUGGUUCUUUGCCACAAGUUCUUGCACAAGCCACAGAAAUGCUCUACAUGCGUUUGGAUACAAUGAAUACAACCUGUGUAGACAGAUUCAUUAACUGGUUUUCUCACCACCUGAGUAACUUCCAGUUCCGUUGGAGCUGGGAAGAUUGGUCAGACUGUCUUACUCAGGACCUUGAAAAGCCCAAACCCAAGUUUGUGAGAGAGGUUUUGGAAAAAUGCAUGCGACUCUCCUACCAUCAGCGAAUAAUCGAUAUUGUUCCUGCAAGCUUUUCUGUCCUCAGUCCUGCAAAUCCAGUGUGUAUCUACAAGUAUGGAGAUGAAAGCAAUAGGUCUCUUCCUGGAUAUACUGUGGCACUCUGUUUAACAAUUGCAAUUAAAAACAAGGCCAGUAAUGAUGAAAUCUUCAGCAUUUUAAAAGAUGUGCCUAAUCCAAACCAGGAUGAUGACGAUGAUGAAGGAUUUACUUUCAAUCCUCUGAAAAUAGAAGUCUUCGUUCAGACUCUGCUCCAUCUUGCCGCAAAGUCUUUCAGCCACUCCUUCAGCGCCCUGGCAAAGUUUCAUGAAGUCUUCAAAACGCUUGCUGAAAGUGAUGAGGGAAAACUCCAUGUUUUGAGAGUUGUGUACGAGGUCUGGAAGAACCAUCCACAGAUGAUCGCUGUGCUUGUGGACAAGAUGAUUCGGACACAAAUUGUUGACUGUGCUGCAGUAGCAAACUGGAUCUUCUCCUCAGAGCUUGCACACGAUUUUACUAGGUUUUACAUCUGGGAGAUCUUGCAUUCCACAAUUCGUAAGAUGAAUAAGCAUGUUCUGAAGAUUCACAAAGAACUGGAGGAUACAAAGGCAAGGUUGGCCAGACAGCACAAAAGACGAGACAGUGAUGAUGAUGACCGGAGCAGUGAUCGGGAGGAUGGACCUCUGGAGGAGCAGAUAGAGCGCUUGCAGGAGAAGGUUGAGUCAGCACAGAGUGAGCAGAAGAAUCUCUUCCUUGUUAUAUUCCAGCGCUUCAUUAUGUUGUUAACUGAGCACUUAGUGCGCUGUGAAACCGGUGGAAUCGAUGUAUUUACACCUUGGUACAAGAGCUGCAUAGAAAGGCUGCAGCAGAUCUUCCUGCAGCAUCACCAGAUAAUCCAGCAGUAUAUGGUGACCUUCGAGAACCUCCUGUUUACAGCUGAGCUGGAUCAUCACAUAUUGGCUGUCUUUCAGCAGUUCUGUGCUCUGCAGGCCUGAGGAGUAAUCCUGGGUGAAGUCUUGUUUUCAGGACUGUAACAGUUUUUUGUUUUUUUUUUUUAACAUGACAUGGGGAUGAAAAGAACUUUUUGACUAAAACUGGCUUUCAUAUGCUCCUACAUAAAACAAUUCAGUUCUCUAACCAACAGUAGACUGUAAGCAUCCUAAGCCUUACUAGAUACAACUCAUUGUACAUGUACAGGGGAUUGACAUGAAGUAGUGUGAAUUCUUUUAAUCUGUUUUUAUUUUUGUUUGACUCUUUGUUUCAUGAUAGUAUUUUUCUUUCUCCCUUGUUUAUAUAAAAAUGAAAACUGGGGAAAAAAUCAAUAUAGGAUUUGUUACCUCUGCCUGGCCCUUAAAUCAGAGAAAUUGCAGAAAUGUGAAGCAGUUUGUAGUGUUUUCUAAGCGUGAAAGGGAAUGCACUUUCUAAGUGUGAUAAAGUUUCUAGUAUGGCAUAGGAAAAGUGUCUUAAUUUGGGGCAUGUGAAACAAGCUUUUAAAGUAGACUAGAGCAUAUGGAUUGAGUAUGUUUUUAAAAUGUAUUGUCUGGUGUCUUAUUCCAGUAGCUAUAAGCAAUCAGUAGAGGAAUUUGAUGGAUAAAUUCUGAAAAAUGCAAUCCUUUUUACAGUCUGGUCAAAAUUAGGACCUCUUCUUGGCAGUCGCUUCCACUGGUAGUAAGUAGAAGCAGCGAGCAACACUUGGGAGUGGGACAGAUUUUCUGCUUUGGUACUGCAACCCUCACUGUGUUUCAGGGCUGCCAUGCCACUGAACUAGACCUGCAGGCCUGCAGUGCUGCCAGAAAUGCUUCUGUUACCCACGGUGGAUAAACCAGGUGCCACUGCUUGUCUGGCUUAGCAACAACUGCUUGGUGGUGGCUGUUUCUGCUACGGUAACACGCAGCUCCUGUGUCACCUGAAAGCAUUUUAAUGCUUACUGAAGAGGUAUCUCGCCAGGAGACUCAGACUGGGGAAACACGUAACCUGAAAAUAGAGUAGCCUUAGUUUUGAGUUAUGCAAAUAACAUUACUUAUAUAAAUGCCAAAUCAGAGUGGUGGUCUGUGUUACGGUAAGCAGUGAAGAAUGGCAAAGACACUGCCUUAGGUGCUCAGGUCUGUACUGUACAGUAUACUUCCAAGCUGUUUAUGUUUUCUUUACUUUGUGGGUGAAUGUUUAGAGAAUUUCAUACCCAGCGCUACACAGUUCAAGCUUGAAAGUGAUGAAUUUUAAGUAAUUUUGUUCCUGUACGAAUUAUUUUUUUUCAGUGUUAUGCUCCGUAAUGCAAUUCAUCCCAACAUUAAUAAAUUGACCUCCUAAUAAAGUCAGGAGAGCAAAAAGGAAAUUUUUUUUAGUGUUGACAUAAGCUUGUACGUGGCUUGUUGCAGCUGGUAUGUCCUCAUAGACUUCAGUUCGUUACUUCUGCUUUCACUGCUUACCCCCUCUGGUUUGACUGAUCCCUCUUUUCCUUUAGGAUAAACUGUUAUGUGUUAUAAAUUUGCUUUAUGCAGAGGGUUUUGUCAGUCAUGCACAGUUCUGCUUCAGAUCUUUCUGUUAAUGUUCUCGAGCAAUUAAAUAGUGUUUUUUAAAAGAAACAUUUAGCAUUGUAGAAGUUUUAAUUGGGGUUUGGCUUUUCUCUUCCACUGUCUCAGAUGAGUAAGGAGUUGUGGUAUGAACUAAUGAUGGGGAUCUAAAGGACUGUAAAUGUGAUUUCUGUAGAAGUGAGGAUGCAGUUACAACGUGCAAACCUGUAACUUGCUCUGAGCCUUGACAAACAGUGGUGCUGGGGAUCCAUUUGCAAAUACUUGCACGUGGACAGUGUAAUCCUAUGACUUAAAACCAAAUCUGCACUUUCACUAUGAAUGGAGUUCCCAUGAUGGGUUUUGACAUCUCUAUAAUAGUCUAUUGGAAACCUUCCUCUCUUUUCUAAGUCCAGCAGCAUACAUCUGUCCUGACCUGAGAAACUGGUUGGUGUAUAGGAAGAAAGAGAUGCUUGAACAGCAAUACCAGCAGGCAGCUAGCUUAACCACUGAAGCAUGGGAUGGUGAAUAGUGUAAAGGUGCUGUAGAAAUGUGCUGUGGUUGGAAAAAAAAUGCACAAUUAUUAAAGUCAAAAAUAAACGAAGGUGAAGCAGGUUA
Molecule: messenger RNA, 4638 nt
Organism: Phasianus colchicus (ring-necked pheasant)
Lineage: Eukaryota; Metazoa; Chordata; Aves; Galliformes; Phasianidae
Gene: NCBP1
Product: nuclear cap binding protein subunit 1
Biological process (GO): regulation of mRNA processing; mRNA export from nucleus; nuclear-transcribed mRNA catabolic process, nonsense-mediated decay
Cellular component (GO): nucleus; nuclear cap binding complex
Molecular function (GO): RNA cap binding; protein binding; mRNA binding
Source: RefSeq, a predicted model, not a curated record